Molecule: messenger RNA, 6041 nt
Organism: Serpula lacrymans var. lacrymans S7.9
Lineage: Eukaryota; Fungi; Basidiomycota; Agaricomycetes; Boletales; Serpulaceae
Exons: 31
Coding region: 1-5853 (1950 amino acids)
Biological process (GO): establishment of protein localization to chromatin; establishment of mitotic sister chromatid cohesion; regulation of gene expression
Cellular component (GO): Scc2-Scc4 cohesin loading complex
Molecular function (GO): chromatin binding
Source: RefSeq, a predicted model, not a curated record
AUGGAUGACCAUUACUGGCAUGCGAACCAGCAUUAUAUUCAUCAGCAUUUGCAACCAGUCUCAUCACCAGAACCCGCUUUCAAUAGAGUUGCCGCAGAUUCCGUUCAUGGAGCUCAUAGGUUGCUUGCUGUAUAUCCUAUGGCUUCCGCAACCCCCACUACUCAUGUGGCAAGGCAUAUAAACAACUUGGCAGUAACCGCGAACACACCAACUUAUAUGCAAGCCAGCUACAAUAAUUUUCACUACCCUUCUCAUAAUGCAGUCGUUCCCCAAAUGAAUGAAUACUCUCACGAGAUUUCUCGUUUGUCCGCAAUGCCAAUGCCCGCUCAGCCAACAGGCUACUGGGAACGCUCAAGAGACCAAUGCAUGCAGGUCUUAGGGGACCCAGAGUAUCCUUCAACAUCAUACUCCUUUCCUUCCCAAUGGUCCCGAUCACAGGGUGUCCAGUCCGGUUACCAGACCCCGGCUCUCGCAAGUUCGAUUUUUCAGCGCAUGACUCCUGCCUCCGCCUAUCCUACGCCCCCUCCUCCCAGCGUCACUCCUUCUACGUCCUCCCUUGCAUUUGCGUUAGGCUAUCCUCCAGAAACCCCCCAGAAUGUCUCACACCGAUUUGAGGACUCGUCCUCCUUUUUCAAUAGUUUUCUUGAACAGCAAUCUCAAGGAUUGGCUCAAGCCUUUUCUGGACCAAAUGAUCAUCAGAUGAGGACCCCUUCCCGUCAUGUUCAUACUUUGCCACACGAAAGUCCCGAUCCUCUUGCAUUAACGUCCAAUUCGAAUUGCUCAGCUCCAUCGAUCACUCCUCGUAAAAGGAAGUCAACAGAAAGAGUCUCCACACCAUCUCACAAACGCUUACAUGCCGCGCACUCCGACUCUACUGUCAUCUCACGCGUCUCUGCGAUGACUGGAUCUUCUAGUUCUUCCAGUUCUUCCAAGACGCCUAGGAGAACUCUUGCUUACGUUGAGGUCCCCCCUCUCCCCAAGAUGUGGUUUACUCCGUCUCCUUUAAAGACGCAUUCCUUUCGGCAAGGUAAAACUGACUCACCAGACUUAGGCGGAUAUGGAUCAGAAGAUGACGACACCCAUGUUUCCAAGACAGCUGGUCUUACCAGCGUGAAAUCAUCUGCCCGAAGGACUGGCGAUCGUGACGACAGGGACCCUCUGGAAAAGUUUAUCGCCCUCACUGACGAUAUCUUUGACGCAGAGGAUUCUCUUCCAGCUGAUGUCGACCGGAACCCACUCUCCAAGGAAUAUUUCACCUCUAUUGGGCAUGAUCGUGAUCAGCCCUUACUUCAGCCCAAUAUAAUUCGCAAACUGACCAAAUAUAUCAUACAAAUGGCAAAGCCUGUGAAACGUACCAGGAGGACGACCCGCGAAAAUGGUUUAGGCGGCGGCACACCUAAGGGAAAAGCGAGUUUGGCCAACGUCGACAGUGGUGUGAUAUCUAGAUUAUUGAAAAUUUUGGAUCGUAGCGUGGUAGCAGGCGAAAACGUCGAACCGUUCAGUACUAUACCCCAAGCUGGGGCAAAAAACGACUCACCUCGUAAAGGUAGAAAGAUACUCAAAACACGGAAAACGCUUACCGGCGUAGAAGAGAAAAUUUCAACGAGCGGAUCCGGUGAUAUUUCCCAGGAAAGUACCAUGGUGGAAGAAGCGGCUAUGGCGGUUGAGGACUCUUCGACAAGUUCAGUGCUUACAAACGUCGAUCUAGAACAACUGUCAAAGCAUUUAGAUGUUGCAAGGGACAGUGUUUUGGCAGCUGAUUGUUGCAUUGCAUUGCUAGGCAGUGAUAGGUUAAUAAAGCAGUUGUAUUCUGAAGAGCUUAUCAUGGCUUGUCUGAGCACCAUCAAGAACCAACUGACAAGUAUUGUAUAUCCCUUUGUAGAAGCGUCGACCAUCGAUCGCCCAAAUUCAGCGCUGCUAAAACAUCUUCAUAAAGGCUCUGAUGCCUCUUCCAUAGCUCAUCGACGGCAGCUCAGCGAGCUAUUUCAAGCACUCUCAGUUGCCUUACCUCACAUCAAUCGCCUCAUUUCGGAGGAGGCUGUUGUUAUGUCAGACGCAAUCAUCAUACACACCGUUUACAUUGCUAUUGGUCCGUUCUUUGUGUUCGAGCCUGGCGGAGAUAGUGACGGCAAGGGCAAGAAAGAGAAUGUGGUCCUCAGCACGUUGGGCAACAGCUCAAUGAGAGGGCUCCGACUUGACGCAUUGUCUCUAAUACGUGGGGUUUUUGCAAGGCAUGAAAGCCAACGGUCGUGGAUUAUCGAGGAAAUCCUGACGUCGCUUAUCAAACUUUCUGACGGUAACAAGAAAGCAGGACAGUUCCGUUUGCGGGAUGGGCGGUCCAUCAAGACUGUCUCCGCUCUACUUUUACAGCUGGUACAAACAUCUGCACAUGAUAUCCGCAUCGAAGCUUCCCAGAUUGCAAAGAAUCGCCAGCGUCGUUUCGCAUUACGUCGUCAAGAAAACAUCAAUGACAGACAAGCAGAACCAUUCCUCGAUGAACUUGAUCUUGAGGAAGUACGAUUAUAUGUUGGCGGAUUGGAAUCAGCUUCCAAAGCAGCCAAGACCAUAGUUAUUUUUUUGACGCAAAGGUCCGGAAAGAGUAAAUCAACGAAGAGCUCCAACGAGGCUGAAUAUCGGGCCAUAUUAGAUAACUUGAUCUCCGACCUUCUUACGGUCUUGUACUGGCCGGAAUGGCCAGCGGCAAGUUUGCUCUUGAGUGUCGUUUGCAAAUUCAUGGUGUCAUCGCUAGAUGAUGUAAAAUCAAGUCAGACGGACAAUAAUGCAGCCAAGAAUAUUGCACUUGAUCAUCUGGGAACAAUUGCGGCACGUAUGAGGUCUAGUUCGCUAAAGGUUAAGCAACGACAGGCUGGUGAAAAUGUAUUGCCCAUGGAAGAGAUUAUUUCAACAGCGAAUUCCGAAGAAUUUCGAAAGUUAAUUUUAAGACAUCAAGACAUAGCAAUGCAUUUAUGCAAGCGUUCAUCAGACGAUCAAGCGUAUGAUAGUGCGAGGGAACUUACGGCGGCAACGUGGGGACAAGAACUAGCAUUGGCCUUGAACCAAGUACACAACUUCCUCGAAAAUCCCGAAAACGAAACGACUCAAAAGCAUCGUGACAUGCUCCUGUUUGGCGGAGACCUUAGAAACGCACUGAGAGACGUUUGGAAGGAUAAUACAGUUGACGUUUUUGACAUAGGCUCGCAGGAAGAGAUUGUUCGAAUCGACCAAUUGGCAGAAGAGAUUGGCACUAUUCAAAGCCUCAAAAAUACAUUCGGUCCCAUCUUAAAUGUGGUUUUAUUAGCCCUUGAUGCUCCCCAAGUGUUUAUGCGUACCAAAGCGCUUCGAGCCUUAGGGCAAAUAGUGACAAGCGACCCGAGCAUUCUAUCUGCUGCUAACGUCCGUGGAGCUAUUGAAGGUCAUCUCCUUGAUAGUUCCCCUGCUGUCCGAGAUGCUGCUGUAGAGCUGAUUGGAAAGUACUUGGUUGACUCACCAGCUGUUGCAGGAGACUACUACCAAAGAAUCGCUGACCGUAUUGCUGACACCGGUCUCGGAGUGAGGAAACGUGUCAUUAGACUGCUCAAGUCCUAUUACCAGGUGACAGAUAAUAUGACUCGUCGUGUCGACAUAAGUACCAAGCUCGUGCUGCGGAUGUUGGAUGAGGACAAUACGGUGAAGGACCUGGCUGUCAAAACCUUAGAAGAACUUUGGUUCACUAUUACCUCAUUGCAUGGUCUUUCCAUGAAAGUACGUCAGUCAACGAAGCCUACUAAUGGUGACAAGGGUGGAUUGCUAUCCAAUGUAUCUGUGAUUAUGGGGGUUGCAACGAACUUUAAAGACAGGCAAUCACCUCUGGAAGAUUUGCUGCGCAAGAUGAUAGCAGACAAAGACGGCACAGACUUAACUUCUUUACGCGGUAGUUACACUGAAAUCUGCGAAACUUUGAUCGAUGGCUUAGUUGACGCGUCUGAUCUGCCUGGCUUUACUGUCCAUACUUGUAUACGAACUAUAUUUCUGUUUACCACUGCUUACCCACCUGUUUUAUCUGGAUCAAAUGCUUCCACACUAUUGCCAUACCUGAAACCUGCAACAUCACCUGAAGAAGUCAUCAUAACAGAUUAUCUGUUGAAAAUAUUCAGAGCAUCUGUACCUCAUAUGCCUAGGACUUCUGUGAAGCUUGGUCAAGAGCUUCAGCUACUUUUGCAGCCCAUGAUUCUUAAACCGUCUACUAUAGGCGGUGUUCAGGGUUUGCAAGAAUCGGUGGCGUGUAUGUGUGCAGUGGUCCAGAAUUUAACCCACGACUUCAAUCGGCUCGUAGCUUUGGUGAAAUCUUGUAAUGCGCGGCUUCAACAAGCUAUCUGCAGGUCGACGGCACAAAGAAUGACUCCAGUCGAGGUCAGGACGCUUUCCAUACUGAUUUUCAUCGUCUCGCUACUCGGCGAGCAUUGCGACUUUGAUUAUGUACGCAACGAAUACGAAGAUCUUGCUUCUGAUCUAAACACUAUCACGAGAGGUUCGGUUGUCGAGCAUAUUUACAAUAGUCUGUUGAAGUUAUAUGAAAAGUAUGACGAUAUUGGACUACAGGGACGCAUUCUACAAUGCCUCGGGUUUCUUUUUCGAGCUCAGCCCACGUUGAUGACUUUGGAGUCUUCAGCGAAAAUUAUGGAUGACACGUUUAAAUCUUCGGACGAAGACAGUCAUGGGCGGUUGUUACGUAUUAUGCAGGAUUUCUUAACUGCAGAGUCAGUAAAGCAGUCUAUACAGAGUAAAGUAGUCAAUCUGAAGACACAUUCAUCUGAGUCAGAGGUCAAUAUGGAGGAGCUCGUGGGUAAUACCGAUGGAUUCGCAGACUCCGGAGUCAGUUCAGCCAUAGUUCAGCGAUAUAUAGCAUCCAUUCUUGAUGCGGCUUUAUCGCAAAACGCGGCCAUUCAGGCUGUUGCUAUCGAUAUCCUAAGCUUCACCGUAAAGCAAGGAUUAGCUCAUCCUCUUCAGUCUUUCCCUAUAAUCAUUGCGCUAGAGACGAGUCCCAUUUCCGCUAUAAGUGCUCGUGCAAACGCACUUCAUGCUGUCCUGUAUAGUAAACACACAUCGUUGCUAAAUGUUCGUUAUGUGGUCAGUGCACGGGAAUCUUUCAACUACCAGAAAAGGAUUGGGACCGGAGUUUUUAAAGGAUAUAGACUGCAGUCAGAACCUGUAGCAUUGCUUCAGCGAUGGUACUCCUUGGUCCGCGAAAAACGUGGAUCUAGACAAGAUUUUUUGAGAUCAUUAGUCAAAGUUUUUGACAUCAACGGUGCUUUACAAUCAUCCCAGGACGAUAUUGAUUUUGCGCGAUAUAUGGCCGAGAACUUCUCCGCUUUUGAUUAUAAAACUCAAGAGGAAGUGCUAACUGUCAUCAACUAUCUGACUUCGGUAUUAUCGACUGCCGGAAUGCAAUUGAUCGAAGUGCUCUCGCCGUCUAAUCUUUUGACGCAAUUACACGACGCUUCACAAACCGAAGCCGUCGAAGCCGUCGAAAACCCGCAUGUGUCUGCUAAACUGGGAGCCUCAGCGGUCCAACGCUGGGAUAUAGCAGUCAUCAGAAGUUCUGUCAUCGUAGGAAUGGUUAUGCUGCUAAAAGCUUAUUUGAAGAUGCUUUAUGGCCUAUCUGAAGAGAAAUGUAUCAAAUUCGCGCCAGGCAAGAAAAGUAUCGUGGGUGACAAGGCUGUCACGAAACGGCAUCAUAAUCCAAUCAUGUGGGACCGUCUCCCUUUCGCGAGUACUCCACUUGUCGAUCAAGAUAUAGAAAACCACAGGACAAUGUUCCUAGCUAUAUGGAGUGAAGACGGUGUGACGGUGGAGCCUGACGAUGAUUCUACAUGAGAAGACACUAUCACGCUUUUCAUCAGUUUCAUGACAUUUUUAUAUUUUGCACCUGACAUUAUACCAUUCUUCGACAAUACAGCUAAUUACGUCGUCAUCAUCGUUUGCAUCAAUAAUCUUCCUGUAUUCUACAGUGUGCUGCAUAAAAUAAUUCCGUAUGAGACAUGGUGUGGUCAUGCUUCCAGAAA